GUAAAAAUGUGAGUUUAAUUUUUAGUGAUGGUGACGAGAUGAAAUUUAAAGAAAAAUUAAAUUCAAAGUAAAUAAUCAAAUGAUAUAAUUAUAAAAAAUAUGAUAUUAAAGGUUUAACGGGCUUAUAGAUUUAAUUGCAAAUCCAUAUGUCGACCGUCCGUCGAACUAAAGCAAGGAAAAAUAUUAAAUCCUGCAAAUCAAAAACUAUUAAAUUUUAAUUACUAUCCAAUCAAUAAAAAAUAAUUGAUAUUUGAAAAGAGAAAAAUUUGAUUGACUUUUUUAAAUUCUAUUUUUAAACUGGGUCAUCAACAUUUAUUUCUCUUUCAAAUCAUAACUCACACAUGGCACAACAUAAUUCAUCACAAUCUUUGCAUCAAUCGCAAAGUCAGCAACAGCAACCGGCACAGCAACAACAACAACAGCAGCAACAGCAACAAAAUGGUUUGACACAGGCACCGCCUCAAGUUGUUGCUGCUUCGCAACAAAAUAAUAAUUUAGCAGCAAAUUACCCUCAUCAUUAUCAAAUACCUGGAGGUGUUUAUGUGCCAAGCGCAACUCCUCAUGGAGGUGCCAUCUAUUCUGUUAUGCCAACUGCAUUACCAGGUAAUGUGUUUGUUAAUAAUGUUACCGCAAAUGUUAAUUUACAUGGUGCUUGGGCAACACAUCCAGCUUAUAUUCCAGCCGGUCAAACAUUUAUACCAGCAUCGAACGAUAUUCAACAAAAUGUUGCUUCAAUAGAGCCAGCCUUGCAACCUAUAGUAAGUCAACAAAACAAUAAUACUAUAGCUAGAAACGGAAACCGCAGAAAUCGCAAUAAUUCUAAUCCUAGAAACAACAGUGUUAAUCGCCGCAAUGAUUACAAUCAAAGACCACAUCUCAACAGUCCAGUCCCUCAGGAUAUUGCUAAUGCAAAUGGAAUCGACCCUAGUAAUCAAACUUUAAAUCAGAGUUAUCAUCAUCCUUAUGGGUAUCCUCAAUUUGCUUGCCAUCAGCCCCAAUUUUUCAAUCAUGUACCGCCUCAACAAGUUUCUCAUAGUCAAGCGCAACAAGCCACUGGAGCUCCACUGUAUUUAACAUCCAUGUAUGCACCGGGACCGCAUUUUUUUAACUACCCUGUUAUAAUAAGUCCAGCGGCUCCAGCACAUAUGUUAUCCCAAAGUGCACCCCAGUCCCAAGAAUAUCAAUUAGGCGAAGAAAGAAAUCCAGAAGGUGUCGUGGAUCAGCAUGGUCAACCAAUUCAUAUUAAUGUUGCUAGUGGAAACAUGAUACAACCACAAUUAUGGAAUCCACAUGAAAUUCCUAUAGAAUAUCAAGAAGAAUAUCAUGUUAUUGGAAAUAUUCCUAACAAUGAAGGAAAUGAGGAUAUUAAUCAUAAUCCAGCGGUGUCUAUUACAGACUCAGAUACUCCGAGCAUGAUCAGUCCCAGUAGUUAUUCGAUACACUAUGAUCCAAAUUUACAACUAAUAGAAGCUCAACAGCAUAUGAGUUCUCUGCAAAUAUAUGAUCAACAUGCACCUGUAAAUGAGGAUGAAAUCCAUCAACAACAGCAAAUAAUACAAGAUCAACAAAAUGAACAAAAUUAUCCAAGAAUGCAUGAACAAGUGGUAAUGAUUUCCCAAGAAGUUAGUGUGUAUGAACAAGAACCAGUAUGCGAUCAAGCUGAUAUAAUUCAAGGAUUAAAUUCUCCCUUGCAACAGCAUAUUGAACAGCAAAAUGUUUAUCAUCAACAAUAUCAACAACAUAAUCUAGAACAAGGAGAGGAAUACCCUCAACAACAACCUCAGUAUAGAAAUGCUUCUUCAGAAGACCGAGAAUACAAAGAUCGUGAUGAAAAUCAUGACUUCAAUCAGAAUGUGCCAAAUAUACAAAAUGAAAAUGGAAUGCACCAAGAUAACGUGUUAUGUGCUCAAGACAUAGGCUUAAAUACAAAUAGUAAUGAAAAUAUAUCUGUUGCUACAAAUUGUGAGGGACAACUUUCGGUGACAAUGAGUGAAAUGAUAUCUGAAGAAAAUAUACAACAAUUUGAACCUGCAAAAGAAUUCCAUAAGUCUCUGGAAGCACUGAAAGUUGAGGAAAAAGUUAUCAAAGCUACAUCAACUAACGUUCAGAUACAACCGCAACAACCUCAAACUCAAAUCACAACUCAAGCAGUUCUUUUACCAUAUCAGCCUUUUCUUCCAAAUCAGUCAGCUCCACAAUCAACGGAAAUUCAAACAAAUCAAAUUUUAUUACCCCAAGUAAAAGCUGCUCCAUUUAUUCCUCCUCAAAUAACGAAGAAAACAACGGCAUCAGUCGCUGUAACUGCUACUCCAACACAACAACAUAUAACGACGCAUGUGGGAUUAUCUAACAAUCAUAUAACAACGAUAAAACCUGAGUUUGAUGCGAAUAUUUCUCCACCAACAUCAGUUAAUUUACAAUCUAAAAUAAAUAUUUCAAGUACGCAAAAUGGUGUUCAACCUCAUCGCGAUCGAAGAACUCAAUCAGGUGCACAAGUUGAACAAAAAUCCAUUGCUAGUACUGCAGUUCCACAUCAAAUUCAAGAAAAUAAUUAUUUGCAAUCAAACAAUAUUAUUCAAGUUGAAGUGAAAAAAAGUGAGUUACCAAUUAUUGAUCAAAACAUAAAAAAAACAGAAAAAAAAGAAGAAGUGGCAGCUUCAAAUAUGGUUGUGUCAAAUAAAGAAAUAGACACAAAGUCACCAAAUUCGACUGUACAACAGCCACAAUCUGGUCCAAAGUCGUGGGCUAGUUUGUUUAACAAUACUGUUCCUAUUGCAAACAAUCAUUCUUUAGUUAACACGACAUCUAAUAAUAAUAGUGCCAGCAAGAAACCGGUCGCUAAAGUGUUACCUUUUGAAGGUACUGCAAACGUAAAAACUAGUAUUAAUCCAGGUGUUUUAUCAUAUUCAGCGGCAUCGGCUCAAGGUGCUUCUUCAUCCAACAAUAAACCCUCGGUAUCAACACCUUUGGUAUCAUCGUCUCCAAACAUUAUAAAUAGCCAAACAAACGGGGUAAAAUCUGGUAAAUCAUUUUCAAAUCAACAAAAUAUAUCUGGCGAUAAUUCAGAUGAAUGGACAAUAAAAUAUGCUGAUUUCUUAAAAAAAUAUAAAACUGAUUUUUCACCAGUUAGUUUAAAACCACGUGGAUUAAAAAAUCCAAAUAAUUAUUGCUUCAUAAACGCUGUUUUACAAGCAUUAAUUGGUUGUUCUCCACUCUAUAAUCUAUUGAAAUCAGCUCCGAAACAAUCAGCCGCGUUGCAUUUAGACAAAUCGAAAAUACCCACGAUAAAUGCUAUGUCACAACUUAUUUCCGAAUUCAAUACUUUACCAUUUGGCGUUAGACUGAUAAAUCGUCGUGAUAGAACUCAGAAACAAAAUCAAAAGCAAAUAAAUAGUGAUGAGCUAGUUGGCGAACUCCAGACUGAUUCAGCUUUUGAGGCAUCGCCCAUAUAUAAAUUAUGGAAUUCAAGUAGGCCAGAUAUUGACGAAGGAAGACAAGGUGAUGCUGAGGAAUUUUUAAGCUAUGUUUUAAAUAAGUUAAAUGAUGAAAUGUUAGAGAUAAUUAAAUUGAUGGCAAAACCUGUUGCUCAAGUUCCUGUUCAACAAAAUGGAAACGCAUUUGGUGAAACUGAUGAAGGAGGGGAUGAUGACUGGCAAAUGAUAUACAAUAACAAAAAUAAAGGAAGUGUAACACGACAAACAGAUUUUGGUAAAACUCCAAUAAGUGAUAUAUUUCGUGGUGAGUUAAGAUCACGUUUACAACGUGAAGGAGAACAUUCAACUGAUGUUAUUCAACCAUUCUUUACCUUGCAACUUAACAUAGAAAAAGCCGUAUCUGUUAGAGAGGCAUUAGAAAUUUUAGUUGGUCGUGAUCAGCUUGAAGGUGUUACAUGUAGUAAAACAAAUCAAGAAGUUGUAGCAUGGCAGCAAAUGAAUUUGGAAAAAUUACCUCUAAUAUUAAUUGUACAUUUGAAAUUUUUCGAUUAUAAGUCUGACGGUUGCACAAAAAUAGUCAAGCAAUUUGAAUUUCCUUUAGAAUUGAAAAUUGAUACAAAAAUAUUGGCUUCAAAGAAAUAUUCAGCAAAACAAAAAUUGUAUCGUUUAUUUGCUGUUGUCUAUCAUGAUGGAAAGGAAGCUAUCAAAGGUCAUUAUAUUAGUGAUGUUUAUCAUAGUGGUUAUUCAAAUUGGUUACGCUAUGAUGAUGCAAAUGUUAAACCAAUCGGUGAAAAUAGUGUCUUACGUCCACGUGGUCUUCGUGUACCAUAUUUGUUAUUUUAUAGAAGAUGUGAUACAAUACCAGCAACUUCUACAACAUCAACACCUCAGCAACAGCAUCAGCAACCACAACAGCAACAUCAACAUGGAUCAACACAUUCAAAAUAAAAAUUAAAAUCAAAAUUAAAAGAACAUACAUAUUAAAAAAAAAAUAACAUAAAAUAUCUGUAUAAUUUAAAGUAUUUUUUUUUAUAUGGAUAUAUGCAAUUAAUUAUAUAUAUAUACGUAUAAAAUAUAAAUAUUAUAUAGUUUUUAAGAAAAAUUUAUUAACGUUAUAUAUUCAUAAUAACAUAAAAUAAUACAAAUUAAGUUAAUAAUACAAAAACAAAAAUUGAAAAAGAAAUUAUAGAAAGAAAUUAUAUAUAAUAUCGUUUUCAAAUAUUAUAUAAAUGAAUA
This is a messenger RNA of Condylostylus longicornis, 4670 nucleotides long. It is a transcript of the gene Usp10, whose product is annotated as transcription factor mef2A. Gene Ontology annotation, biological process: protein deubiquitination; regulation of autophagy; DNA damage response, signal transduction by p53 class mediator. The transcript is spliced from 8 exons. The record is from RefSeq and is a predicted model, not a curated record. Gene Ontology annotation, cellular component: cytosol; nucleus. Gene Ontology annotation, molecular function: cysteine-type endopeptidase activity; cysteine-type deubiquitinase activity. Lineage: Eukaryota; Metazoa; Arthropoda; Insecta; Diptera; Dolichopodidae. Bases 342 to 4382 code for a protein of 1346 amino acids.